Molecule: messenger RNA, 1646 nt
Organism: Protopterus annectens (West African lungfish)
Lineage: Eukaryota; Metazoa; Chordata; Ceratodontiformes; Protopteridae
Gene: PEX10
Product: peroxisomal biogenesis factor 10
Exons: 7
Coding region: 444-1424 (326 amino acids)
Biological process (GO): protein import into peroxisome matrix
Cellular component (GO): peroxisomal membrane
Molecular function (GO): zinc ion binding
Source: RefSeq, a predicted model, not a curated record
UUUGUUUUCACCAAUUGCAGUAUGGCUACUGCACAGCAGCAAGCACCGCCCCUGGUGUGAUUGUAGGAAGUAAAAUGGCGUGUACUAAUGUAAACAAUCGUCAAGAAGCACACUUGCACGCUAUCUUGAAGUGCGAUUUUUCAGGUCUUGUAUGUCCGUGGUUGCUCAUCAGAAAGCAGUAGCGUAGUGUAACAAAGCUUUGUUGCUGUGGGCCAUAUUACGUGUCAAAAGCUGAAGUAAAUUCAAAGAAGAAGUAAAAAAAAAAAGUCAGAGCCAAAUUGUUGUGAGGAAAGACAGCAGAAUCAAGUGCAGGCAGCAGAGGGAAAACUAUUUAAUCAAGCUUUAUAUGUGUCACUUGGACAAUUGGACUAAAGGACCUAAAAGCACUUUCCAAACUCUCCAGUGAGAAGAGGUUGAUAUAUGCAUGUUAUUGUGUCGUCAUCAUGCCAUUGGUAUCUGCAUAUCAGCCACAUUUGAUCCGUGCUAAUCAGAAAGAUGAAUUUUAUCAAAGCUGCCUCCGAAGUAAUGCCAAUGAAAUUUGUCAGAGUUUUGCAGGUGCAAGGAAAUGGCUGGAGUGGAGGAAGGAGGUGGAAGUUCUUGCUGACCUGAUGUACUUUUGCCUUACCACUUUGUCAGGCUAUCAGACACUGGGUGAAGAAUAUGUUAACAUAAUCCAGGUAGAGCCAUCGAAACAGAGAGUCCCUUCAGUGCUUCGACGGAUGGUUUUGAUCUGUCUUCAUAGUUUUGUGCCUUAUUUGGUUGACAAGGGGUUAAUGCACCUGGAGCAUGAAAUACAGGUGGAGGACAGUGGAACUAGAGGGCUUCCUAAUAACCAUGCUUCAUGGUUGCAGGGGCGAUCUUUUUUCCGAGACUGGAUACGGAGGCAGGUUUGCUCCUUGACUGAACAACAAAAGAAGUCUCUUCUGCAGGCAUCUGUUAUAGCAAGACAUGCCAUCACUCUCCUGCACCGGCUGCACAUUGCUUUAUUUUACCUCAAUGGAGUUUUUUACCACCUUGCCAAAAGGGUCUGUGGCAUCAGUCAUCUUCAAGUACGUGGGGUGCUUGGAGAUGAUCAUGGUGUACGAGCAAGUUAUCGCCUGUUGGGAACAGUGUCUGUCUUGCAGUUGCUCUUGACUGUUGCUGUACAGGUUAAUAGCAUCCGGCAGAAACAUCGAGCAAGGCAGGAAUGGAAGAAGCACCGUAACCUUUCCUACAUGAGGAGACAGACACAAGGUCUCUCAGUCAGUCAUAAUUCCAAGUGUAUUUUAUGUUUGGAAGAACGUAGGCAUUCAACAGCAACACCUUGUGGCCACCUGUUCUGUUGGGAGUGCAUUACUGAGUGGUGUAACACCAAAGCAGAAUGCCCUCUCUGCAGAGAAAAAUUUCAGCUUCACAGACUGGUUUACUUAAGGCACUACAGAUAAUUUGAAGCCUACAUUUCAGUUGGCUGUAUUAUGAAUUGUUUGGGCACUUUCAGCAGUGUCAGACUGCAACAAAAAGGCAUACAGUCUUCAAUCCUUGCUUUGAUUUAUCAUAUUUAAAGGUUGUCCUUGUCACAUCUUGGUGCUCCCCAUCGUAAUAAUUUUUUAGAAUUUGGAGUCUGAUUUGUGCCUAUCUAAAAAAGAAUAAAUAUGUUUUUUUCUGUC